Messenger RNA from Cydia pomonella (codling moth), 2299 nucleotides. RefSeq names its product paired box protein Pax-2-A (gene sv). Gene Ontology annotation, biological process: regulation of transcription by RNA polymerase II; anatomical structure development. The transcript has 11 exons. Lineage: Eukaryota; Metazoa; Arthropoda; Insecta; Lepidoptera; Tortricidae. The record is from RefSeq and is a predicted model, not a curated record. Bases 563 to 1891 code for a protein of 442 amino acids. Gene Ontology annotation, molecular function: RNA polymerase II cis-regulatory region sequence-specific DNA binding; DNA-binding transcription factor activity, RNA polymerase II-specific.
AAAGUUUAUUUCUAAUCAGGAAUAGGUUUCAUAAUAGUAUUAAAGUGUCAAUUUAAAUCCAGUAAGUAUCCUCAGGGAACAGCCGUAGAGGUUAGACACACACAUUUUACAUAAGGCCCUACAUAACCUGCGCGGGCGCUCCGUGUUCCACUCAACCGCAUUUGAACGCCCGAGUGCGGCGCGCGCGCACGUCCCGUCCGCCAUCUUGGAAUCAGACUUUGUGACAGUGCUAGUGUGUGUUUGUGAUUGUGUGUUUUGUUUUGAACCGCAAAAUGCUGAAACAGAAGAUCCGCAAGAAACGAUGACGAAUGUUACCAUGUGCAAAAUAAAAUACUCCGCAAAAGUACUAUUUAGUUUAAAGUGAGUUACAAACAUUUAGAAGUGACCAACGAACGUUUUGGACAACGAAGUGUUAUACUUGAAAACAAUAAAAAAAACUGUGUAGUGUUUAUAAGUGACAGACAGAAAUUGUGACAAAUAGUGCCGACAAAAGUGCCUAAAAAAACAUUGUGUUGUGUCACCGACUAUGUGUUAAGUGUCUGUGGAUUUGAGAGUGUACGCAAUGGAUCUUCACCCACCGCCCCUGAUUGUUCAUGGAUAUGAGCCCCAUGCUCCCCUUUUGGAGGUUGAGGGUCUGGACCCUCACAGUCCGCAGCAGAAGGUGUUGAUUCAUGCGCCGACGCUGCAGAGUCAGGAGUUGAUGGGAGACCAUAGGAAUGGAGAGUACGACUUUUCAGAUGAGCAGUACCACGCGCACAGCAGUAACCAGAGCGGAGACGGUCACGGCGGAGUAAAUCAACUAGGCGGCGUAUUCGUCAACGGCCGACCACUGCCAGACGUCGUCCGACAAAGGAUAGUCGAGCUAGCCCACAGCGGCGUACGGCCCUGCGACAUCAGUAGGCAACUGAGGGUGUCGCAUGGUUGUGUGUCGAAGAUACUAUCUAGGUACUACGAAACUGGGAGCUUCAAAGCCGGCGUGAUCGGCGGCUCGAAGCCCAAAGUUGCCACGCCACCCGUGGUCGACGCCAUCGCGGCGUACAAGAGAGAGAACCCGACCAUGUUCGCGUGGGAGAUACGAGACCGGCUGCUGAGUGAAGGGAUCUGCAGUCAAGACAAUGUUCCAUCUGUUUCUAGUAUUAAUAGGAUUGUCCGCAACAAGGCGGCAGAAAAGGCGAAGCACGCGCACAACCAACAGCAGCAACAAGAACAAGAAAUCUCCUCGGCGCAGGGCAGCGUAGUAUCCGUAAUAACCCAUUCGGGUAACGCGGGCACGACAGCUGUCCUAUCCCCGACGACGGAGCAGCAUGUACCCAACACGGGCAGCUAUAGCAUCAACGGUAUCCUGGGCAUUGAGCAGGUCGAGGGUCUGCAUAAUGGCAACGGGCUCAAGAGAAAGCGGCAUGAAGACCAAGAUGAAAACCGAGACUUCAACAGUCAUUCCGAAGACGACGUGAAGCGACAAAGGAGUCAUUAUAACGGCGAUCAAAUAUAUUCUAAUCUCUGGUCAUCAUCGAAAUGGAGUCUCAAAGAUGAGUACAAGCUUCUGUCAGAGCUCGGCGGCGCGGCGGGCGGGGCGACGGGGUACUACGGCGAGUUGUUCGACACGCCGUACGAGCACGCCGCGCAUCCACACUAUACUCCUCAUUCAGCUACAAACGACUCAACGGGUUCAAACGGCGGCGCCGGCGGUGAACCCCCAUCGGCGGCGGCGAGCCCCGACGCGGCGGCGCUAGUAGUCCUCCAACCGCCGGCACCGCCUUAUCCUCCGUACGCACACUAUGACGGCGCAACGACAUUAGCGAGCGAGUACGCGUACGCGGCCCCGUACUCGCAAUACUCGCCGUACCCCGCCCCGUACUCGCACACCACCGGCCUGCUCACCAAGUGGUAGGUAUAUUGUAUCCGAUACUCUAUAAAUAUUUCUUACUUUAACGACCGGUCUAGCUUAGUGGUAUCCUGCCUUUGAAUCCGAUGGUCCUGGGUUCGAAUCCAGGUAAGGGCUUUUCCUGAACAGCUUAUCCAAACAAGUAUAUUCUAUUUUUUUAUCCCGUAGACUAAAAUGACAUUUCAUGUGUUGCUGGUUUUUUACGUCUUAUAAAUAGUGAUGUGCUACAACCGGUACUAACCGAAAAUAAACUAUUGGGAGUUACUUAUAUAGGCAUGUAACACCAUUUUGAGGCAUUUAGAAAGUUUGUAUCCAGGUCUAAACACAAUAUUUCUAAUAUUUAAAAGCGAUUUUAUUGUAAGAUUAACAGUCACCUCGAAGCUCAUAAUGCAAUUUUCAAAUGUUUGAGUGGAU